AAUGAAAAUCUAACAUUGAAUUUAAACAUACCAAAAAAAUUAUUACAGAAAAAUUAAAACAAAAACAACAACAACCAAGGGACCAAUUAAAAUUUGAGUAGAAUUGAAUUAACCAAUUAGAAAAAAAGGGGAAAAAAAUGGUUAAAAUUAGUUUAGAAACAGCAUAAAAAUACAGUAGUACAUUUAUAUUUAUAUAGUUGAUAUAUUUAAAAAGGCAUUUAUUUAAGCAAUAUAUAUAUAUUGAAUAAUAUGGAUAUAUCUAUUAUACCAAGUAUGAAAUGAUCUAUUCGCUAAUACAAAUACUAAAUUAUAUCAUUUAAUCAUAAUAAUAAAAAGAAGAACAACAACAACAAAAGAAAAAAGGGAGAAAAAGAAGAAAAAAGAAAAAAAGGGAGAAAAAAGAAGAGGAACAAUAAAUCAAUUAUUUAAUAAAUUGAAAUAAGAAUUAAUUAAUAUCAAAUUACAAAUGUUAUGAUUUCAAUAUUUAAUUGAAGUAGAUGUAGAUCAUGAAUUAUUAACUACUACUACUGUAUUACCGUCUUCAGUGAAAUUCAUUAAUAAUCAUAAUCAUAAUAAUGAUAUUGAUCAUCGUCAUGGAUUAGGUGUAAUUUAUGCCAUAAAUCGUCAAUCAUUUUCAUGUUAUUUAUUUUUUUUGGUACAAAAAUGAAAAAACAAAUUACACCAUCAUCAAGACAAAGUUUAAAAAUAUCUCAUCAUGAAAAAAUUAAUACAAAUGUAAAAGGUCUCGAACCACAUGGAAAUACUGUUGGUAAUCCUGCACGAUUUACUAUUGAUACAUUCAGUGCUGGUCGGGGUGCUGUUGAAGUGAUUGUGCUGAAUCCUAAAGGACAAAGAGAACCAUGUGAUGUACUCAGUAAUAAUGAUAAACAACAAACUUAUUCUUGUGCUUAUGUUCCAACACAAGAAGGUGAAUACAGAGUUAUCAUUAAAUUUGCCACUAAAGAAAUUUUAAAUUCACCAUUUAAAGUUAUGGUAGAAGGUGCACAAGGUGAUGGAAGUAAAGCAACUGCAUCUGGUCCAGGAAUUGAACCAACUGGGAAUCAAGUUGGUCGACGUACAUUCUUCAAUAUAUUCACUGCCGCUGCUGGACCUGGAAAUGCAGACUGUGUAAUUCUAGAUCCUCAUGGCCGACGUGAUGCUAUUAAACCUUUGAUAACUCGUCAAGGUGAAGAUAAUUAUCUUGUAGAAUAUACACCAAAAGAUGAAGGACUUCAUUCAGUUAAUGUAUUUUAUGCUGGUCAACAAAUAUCAAAUUCACCAUUUGGUGUGAUGGUUGGUCCACGACCACCACCAGUAGUACAAUCUCCUGCACCUAUAGUUAACCAAGAAGCUCCAUUGCAAGCAACACAGUCACCUAGAAAAAUGUCUCAACCACAAAGACCAGCCUGUGAUCCAAAACAAGCUUAUGCCACAGGUCGAGGAAUUCAACCUCAAGGUAUACGAGUCAAAGAUUUGGCUGAUUUUAAAGUACAUACAGAAGAUGCUGGUGAAGGUCCACUAGAAGUGUCUGUAAUUGCUCCAGAUGGUAGAGGAAUUCCUUGCACAAGUCGAAAAACUGGUGCCUAUUUGUUUGACUGUAGUUAUACACCUCAACGACCAGGUACACAUCAAGUUAAUGUUCGAUAUGGUGGAGAUCAUAUCAUGCUAAGUCCAUUUACGGUGGAAGUUGCUCCUUACAAAGAAUCGCGUAUAAGAGCAUUUGGUCCAGGUCUCGUUGGUGGUGUGGUCAAUAAACCAGCUGUUUUUGUUGUGGAAACAAAUGGUGAAACUGGCGCUUUAGGUUUUUCAAUCGAAGGUCCAAGUGAAGCAAGAAUUGAUUGUACAGAUAAUGGAGAUGGAUCAGCUACUGUAGCUUAUUGGCCAACAGCUCCUGGUGAAUAUGCAGUUCAUAUUUUGUGUAAUGAUGAAAAUAUACCAAAAUCUCCUUUCAUGGUUCCAAUUGAACCAGAUAUGGGUAAAUGUGAUCCUGAAAGAGUUAAAGCACAUGGACCAGGUAUAAUGCCAACUGGGAACGUUGCUGGUCAACCAACUGAAUUUACAGUAGAUAUUAGAGAUUCUGGUGGUCCUGCCCCAUUAACAGUUGAAUGCAGAGACAAUGAAGGUGAACCAGUUGCAUUGAAAGUUCGUGAUAAUGGUGAUGGUACUUAUACAUGUAGCUAUACACCUAAAGUUCCCAAAAAACACACAGUUCUUGUUUCCUACGGUGGAGUCAAUAUACCUAGAAGUCCUUUCAGGGUUGAAGUAGCUGAACCUAGUAAUCCAGGAAAAGUGCGAGUUUUUGGUCCAGGUGUAGAAAAUGUUACUAGAGGUCAACCAACCUAUUUCACAGUAGACUGUAAACAGGCUGGACAUGGCAAUGUUGGAAUUAGUGUCACUGAUGAAGCUGGACGUGAUGUUGCUAUGGAUACACAGGAUAUGAGAGAUGGAACAUUUAAAGUUGCUUAUACAGCUAAUACACCGGGGCCUUAUUAUACUGUACAAGUAUUUUUCAAUAAUCAAGAAGUUCCACGUAGUCCAUUUAAAGUACCUGUUAAACCAAAUAUCGAUAUGUCGAAAAUUCAUGUUGAAAAUCUUGAACCAACUAUCACUACUGGUGUACCAACUGAGUUUGAUGUGAUAACUGCGGGUGCAGGCCCACCAAAUAAUAGUAAACCGAAACCAACUGUAACAGUGAAAUCUCCGAACGGUAUGCGUGUACCAUGCACUUUAGCUGAAAGCGUUGAUGGAUAUACACCUUCCUUUACACCAACUGUUGUUGGACCUCAUACUGUUGCUGUUGAAGUUGGAGGUGUACCAGUCAAAGGUAGUCCAUUUCGUACAAACGCCAUUCCACCAGCUGCAGUGCAAGAGCCUAUCUAUCCAAAAGAUUUCGGACGUCAGCAGGCUACUUCAGCACCUAUUUCUGGACCUGAAGCAGCAGCUUUGGUCCGCGCAUAUGGUGACGGACUUUAUCGUGCAGUAGCUGGAAAGCAGGCGAAAUUCACAAUCGAUAGUCAAGAUGCUCCACCUGCUCCACUAAGUGUUACAAUUGAAGGACCUGCAGAAGCUAAAAUAAAUUAUAACGAUAAUGGUGAUGGAACAUGUGGCGUAGAUUAUUUACCAACUGAACCAGGACCAUAUGUUGUAAAUGUUUUAUACAAAGAUACACAUAUUAAAGGAAGUCCAUUCCCUGUAAGAGUAGCUCCACCUGGAAGAGAACAUAUCGAUAUAUCCCGAGUUCAUGCCUACGGUCCUGGAUUACAACCAACUGGUGUUUUCAAAGAAUCAUUUGCUAAAUUCACAGUUGAUGCUAAAGCGGUUGAUCCACAAAGUAGAGGAAUAGUUAAAGCUAUUGUAGUUAGUCCGAAUAAACAAAGAACAGCAUAUGAUGGCUUACAUCACGUUGAAGUUACAUAUGAUGGAGCACCGGUACCUGGUAGCCCCUUCCCAGUAAAUGUUGCUCCUGGAUGUGAUCCAACAAGAGUAAGAGCUUACGGUCCAGGUUUAGAAGGAGGCUUCACUCAUGAGCCUCAAAGAUUUACGGUCGACUUAGAUGGUGCGGGUCAAGGUGCCCUUGGGUUAGCUUUAGAAGGGCCAGCUGAUGCACAAAUACAAUGUCAAGAUAAUAAAGAUGGAACAUGUACAGUGGACUACUUACCAACACGGGCAGGAACAUAUGAUAUCUUUGUUAAAUUUAACGAUAUGAAUAUUCCAGGUAGUCCAUUUCAAGUUCCCAUACGAGAUGUGGUUGACCCAACUCGUGUUCGUUGUUAUGGUCCAGGUCUAGAGCCUAGAGGAGCACGAGCGCAACAGCCAGCUCACUUUACUGUCGAUGCUUCACAGGCAGGAGAUGCGCCUAUCCAAGUUGCAACAGUUGAUCGUGUUGGAAGAACAACACCAGCACAUAUUGUUCCACGAUCAAAUCAACCGGGUGUCUACGAUGUGACAUAUGUUCCAGAUACCGAUGGUCCGUGUCAAAUUGAAGUUAAACAAGCAGGAAAUCAUGUAACUCGAUCACCAUUCACUCAACAUGUUUUACCAGCUUUUGAACCACAACGUGUGCGUGUAACAGGUGAAGGUGUUCAUCCAACUCGUCCAUUAGGACUUCCAGCUACUCAACCAACAUCUUUUCAAGUAGAUACAAGAGAUGCAGGUCUUGGAGAUCUAGAAUUAUCAGUUAUGGAUCCUGAUGGUCAACCAUUACAAUUAGAAGUAGUAGAUGUUGGAGAUGGAACAUAUAUAUGUCAUUAUAAACCAAUGAUUGUUGGACGUCAUACUGUACGAGUAAAAUAUGGUGGACAAGAAAUUCCUGAAAGUCCAUUCCUAGUACCAGUUGCACCAUCUGGACGAGCUAAUAUGUGUCGUAUAGAAAAUGGAAAUGAUAGCCGAAUACCUGUUGGUCAAGAAUGUGUUAUCAGUGUGAAUACAGCACAAGCUGGUGUUGGACAAUUAACUUGUCGUAUUGUUACACCGUCUGGAGCAACAGCCGAUGUUGAAAUUCAUGAAGCACCAAAUGGUCGAGUUAAUAUUUACUAUACACCACCAAUUCGUGGUGAUUAUUUAGUUGAAAUAAGAUUUGGCGGUGAACUUAUACCAAAUGGAAGAUUUAAUCAAAAAGCUGUCAACCCAGAGGAACUAAUGAACGAUGUAACUGAUCAAAGAGUACAGCAUGUAACUGUACAAUCUGUACAGUCUGUUCAGUCUUCAACAAUUACAACAGGAUAUCAUCCAGUUGAUUUUAAACUACCUGUUGGCCCAACAUUUAGUCAUGUGGAAGGUUUGGUUCGUACUCCAAGUGGUCGAAUUUUACAUCCAACUUUACUGGAUAAUGGUGAUGGAACAGUGACAGCACAAUUUCAACCAAAUGAACCUGGGCUGCAUGAAUUAGAAAUAACUUAUAAUGGUCAACCAAUACCAGGUAGUCCUUUCAGAUUCUAUGUUGAAGCUGUUGGAUCUGGAAUUGUUACAGCUUAUGGGCCAGGAUUAUCUUGUGGUCGUGCGGGAGAACCAGCAAAUUUCACUUUAAUUACACGAGAUGCUGGAGCAGGCGGAUUAUCACUUUCCGUUGAAGGACCAUCCAAAGCCGAUAUUCAGUGUGAUGAUAAUAAAAAUGGUACUUGUAGUGUAAGCUAUUUACCACUAGUACCUGGUGAGUAUACAAUAUCGAUUAAAUUCAUGGAGAAUCAUAUACCUGGUUCACCAUUCACAGCACAUAUAACCGGUGAAUCACGCAGAUUCAAUCAAGUUUGUGUCGGUACUACCAGUGAAAUGCCAUUGCGUAUUACAGAAACAGAUAUUUAUAAUCUUGUUGCAACCGUUCGUAGCCCAUCUGGACUUGAACAACCAUCAACAUUAAAAAGACUACCAAACGGACAUCUAGGUAUUUCAUUUACACCUCAUGAAAUUGGUGAACAUUUUGUUAAUGUAUUCCGUAAUGGUCGACAUAUUGCUAAUAGUCCAUUUAAAAUUUAUGUUGGUGAAAAUGAAAUUGGUAAUGCAUCGAAAGUUCGUAUUUAUGGUAAUGGAUUAAGAGAAGGUAUGGCAAAUCAAAAUUGUCAAUUCACUGUGGAUACAAGAAAUGCUGGCUACGGCGGCUUGAAUCUAUCAAUUGAAGGACCAAGUAAAGCAGAUAUUGAAUGCCAUGAUAAUCAAGAUGGUACAUGUUUGGUUACAUAUCGUCCAACUGAACCUGGAACAUAUAUAAUUAAUGUUAAAUACGCUGAACAACCAGUACCAGGCAGUCCUUUUGUAGUUCAUAUUGGUGGUGAACCAUCACUUAGAAUGAUGGAAAGAAUUACACGACAAAGAGAACUUGCUGAUGCAACAUAUGUAGGCAGUCAAUGUGAAUUAAAUUUAAAAAUUCCAGGAAUAAAUAUUCGUGAUUUGACAGCUAAUGUAACUAGUCCAUCAGGAGUAAGUCAACGAUGUGAUGUCUUAGCUAUGGAUGAUGUGAAUUACACCAUUAAAUUUGUACCACAAGAAAUGGGUGUACAUACUGUUUCAGUACGUCAUCGUGGAUCUCAUAUUUCUGGAAGUCCAUUUCAAUUUACUGUUGGUCCUAUUACAGAAGGUGGAGCUCAUAAAGUACAUGCUACUGGUCAAGGAUUACAAAAUGCUGGUGCAGGUGGUUUAUCAAUUGCUAUUGAAGGACCAAGUAAAGCUGAAAUCAAUUUCGAAGAUAGGAAAGAUGGUUCAUGUGGAGUUUCUUAUCGUGUAACUGAACCAGGUGAAUAUUUAUGCUCUAUUCGCUUCAAUGAUGAUCAUAUACCGAAUUCACCAUUUCGUGUUAUCAUAAAUGAAGCAAUGGAACGAACAUUCUAUACACCUGAAACUAAAUUAUUAAAUAUUACAAGUAUUCAAGAUCGUGGUCUGUCGAUUGGGCGUCCAACAGCAUUCACAGUUAAUUACUCGGGAAUGACAGGUAGAAUGAGAGCAUAUGUAGUAGCUCCAUCUGGAAUACAGUCAGAUGCACUUGUACACCAAGUGGAUGUUGAUCAGCACGCAGUACGAUUUACACCUCAUGAAAAUGGAGCACAUUUGGUGCAUGUACUAAUGGAUGAACGUCCAGUACCUGGAAGUCCAUUCCGUGUAUUAGUUGGGCAAGAAGAAACUGGUCGUGUUACGGCCAGUGGGGAAGGUUUGACUCAUGGACGUGUUGGUGAACUUACUGUAGAUGGUCCUAGUAAAGUUCAAUUAAAUUGUACUGAACGGUCAGAUGGAUACGAUUUCACUUAUUUGCCAUUAUCGCCUGGGGAAUAUCUGAUCAGUAUUAAAUAUGGUGAUUCACAACAUAUUAUAGGUUCACCAUAUAAAGCAAUUGUUACAGGAGAUGCUGUACACGAUACAAUCACAACUGAUACAACACAUGUUGUAGUAGAAACAGGAGGACGUUUAAUUAAUGGACCACAUUCUAAUCUUGGUCCAUCUAGACCAGAUCGUGUUACAUGCUCUGGACCAGGACUUAAACAAGCAUAUCUUAAUGAAACGAAUACAUUUACAGUUAAUGCAUCACAAGCAGGUCAUGAUGUACUAUAUGUUGGAGUAUCUGGACCAGUUGUAGCCUGUGAAGAAGUCAAUAUCAAACAUAUGGGUUAUGGUCAAUAUUCAAUUAGUUAUACUGUACGUGAUCGUGGUCGUCAUUUAAUUAUGAUUAAAUGGGGUGAACAACAUGUACCAGGAAGUCCAUUCACUGUUGAUGUUAUCUAA
This is a messenger RNA of Schistosoma mattheei, 7206 nucleotides long. NCBI's taxonomy places the organism in Eukaryota, Metazoa, Platyhelminthes, Trematoda, Strigeidida, Schistosomatidae. The record is from the annotation of a GenBank genome assembly.